AGCCAUGAUGUAGUGAUUUCAAGAUAUAGAAAAGAGAAGAAAACGGUUAGAAACACCUCAGCAAAGCAACAAAGAUGUAACAAAGAAAUUCCGCAAUAUAUUACUACAUUAAUUCAGGGGGUAUAGAAUAUAUGAUAAUGUAGAUUGAUGAUGAUUUCAGCCAGCUGAAACAGAAAAGGUCAUUGUUAUACAGUGCAACUUGAUGACUUGUGUGGGGCGUCUGUCAGCUAAGUAAUUAAUCUUGUUUAUAUACAUUGUUUUCAAUUGAUCUCAUACAUUGUAUUUGAAAUAUAAUGUCUAUUAAAAAUGUAUCAGCUGAGGUUUAAGGAUUUUGUUAUUUUCUAAAUAUUUGUUUGCACUAAAAGGUUUUUUUCCAGUCCCUGAAAGCAGUCAGUGUGUGGUUGGGGUCAAAGGUCGGGGGUCCAGUAACCAUGAGGCAGGCGGUGGAGGCUGAGGUGUUAAACCCCCACUGUGAGCUAGGAGAACACGGCCUGCGUCAGAUCCUUACAGAUGUGAUUGAGGAGGUGAGGCAGUCAGUAAAUCAUGACAUCGAUGGAGCAGAGAUCCUCCACAGUCUGCUGAACGCCUCCUGGCUGCAGUCGCUGCUCAAGGUUUAUGAGUGUCUUCAAAGGUACCUGAGGGAUUCCCCAGCACCAGCUCUGGACUACUCUUCAGGACUAACACUUCAGUUGCUAAUCGACAUCAGAUCAUUGCCGGGCUAUUCUGAAGAGGCCAAAGAGCUCUACCGCCUCCUGAGACAGCCACACCUGCAGCUCCACCAAAGAGUUGGGCUGCCCAGUGUAUCCUCCCCACGUGCAAAAAGCUCCAAAGGGGGGAUCCGAAGUCACUGGGACACCCUGAGGCGUCUGACCAGGCAGAAGCUUCAUCGAGAUGGUUCUUUUAGGGUCCAGAGCCCUGCUGCUGGGAGCCUGGAUGUCAAGUAUUUGUCAUGGUGUAGCAUUCGGAGAGGCAGCUACCCGCCAACUGAACCGCCAUGUCAUGCAGAAGCAGCUCAGCACUACCAUCCAUCCCACUAUAAGCCAGUGAAUACUUGUCAGAUAUGCUGUAGCACGCCGGUGAGCCAGUGUAGAAUUUGUUACACCAACCUGCUCUGGGAGAAAAGUCUGAACCACUCUGCGCCUUCGGUCUACAGCUCUGUUCUGAUCGACAACGUCAUUGAAGAGCUAGACAGCGGAGAUGAGAAUGAAGCAGGAGAGUCCACCAACGCCCCAUCCCUGCUUCCCACAGCCCGGCGGUGGACUAUGUCUCCCCCGUGUCUCACCGUACCCUGCUACUCCAACGUAGAUGACUACCUCCAGCCAGGACUGCAUCCCAGGCUUCGUGGCCAAAGCCCUCGCAUCCGCACUGCUCCCCCGAGCCCAAUGCGCCCUCACCAUGUGGAUUUGCCCACGGUGCCCCCUCUGGAGCUCGCCAAGCAGGAGAGUCUGGACGAGUUGAGGACGACAGUGCAGCUGGCCGCCACCUCCAUGGAGAACAGCACCAAAGACAUCAAGCUCCUUGGGGAAAAGAUGGCAGCUGCAUCUGAACGCAUGUCGGACACGGUGCAGGACAACUCCCAGGCCUUGGUCCUCCUCAGCCAGGUAGUGGACCGGCUACAGACACUCCUCGCUGCCACAAGGACUGACAUCAACACCCCAAAACCUGCAGUUGCUGAGCAAGAUGGCACACCCAAGAAAAGCCAAACUCCAAAGAGCCUGAGGCAAUGUCCAUCGCUGACACACCAAUUCAGAUAUUCCUUCCCUACGCUUCCUUCCUUUACCUCGUCCUCUAGCUCCCUCAGCAGCUCCCUGGACGCUCCCUCCACCUCUCAGGGGACAAGCUGUCUGUCUGUAUCUUGCCAUGGGUCACCCCGAACUACCCUGAAAACCAAGAAUGCCUCUGUGCUGCAGAAGAAGCACCUUCACGCUGAACACCUUCAGACCAAUGGCCUGCUCGAAGAGCCCAAGACCUCCCACACUGGAGCGACUAUCAAGAGAAACGAGAUCACAGGGGAGAUUUUUGUUGCUCGGGUGAUUCAUGGAGGGCUGGCUGAUCGAAGUGGUCUGCUUCAUGCAGGGGACAGGAUCAUAGAGGUGAAUGGUUUUCCUGUGGAUGGGCUGGAACCUGAGCAAGUUAUACAAGUUGUGCAAGCGAAGUCACACGGCACCGUCAUGUUUAAGGUCGUUCCCAUCACAGAGAGGCCAGUCCACAACCAGACGAUGCUCUAUGUGCGGGCCAUGGGCGACUACAGCCCUCAACAGGACCCGACCAUCCCCUGCGCUGAUGCAGGUAUGAGCUUCAGAAAAGGUGAAGUCCUUGAGAUUGUGGACCAGACGGACACUCUCUGGUGGCAGGCCAAGAAACUGCCCAGCCACACUGCCUGCGCCGGCCUCAUCCCCUCCACCAACCUGCUGAAACGGAAGGAGAGGGACUUCUGGUGGUCCCAGUCUUAUCAGCCACAUGCCGGCAUACAGACCUUGAGCACUGUAGAGGAAGAGGAAGACCUGAUUGCCAUCGAUGAGAAAUGUGUUGAAGCAGAUGAGGAGACAUUUGAAUCUGAGGAGCUCAGAGAAGAGGAGGAUGACUUCAGCAGCAAAACCGAAGGGAUCUACUUAGUGGGCUUCAGGCGCAGCAUGCGUCUGUGUCGGCGGCGGUCUCACAGCACCAUCCAGCCGUCCUGCCACACCUGCUGCCCCAGCAGCUGCUUCAACGCCCUCAACAGCCCCUACGAGGAGGUGGUGCGCUACCAGCGCCACCCACAGGACGUUUACCGCCUCAUCGCCCUCUUAGGUCCGUCUGGUGUGGGCGUAAAUGAACUUCGAAGGCGCUUGAUUGAAAUUAACCCCAACAUCUUCCAGGGGGCUAUACCUCAUACCACCAGAGCACCCAGAGGAUACGAGGAGUCUGGCAGAGAAUAUUACUUCACCAGGCGAGAAAUCUUUGACAACAUGGUGUACAACAAUAGGUUUCUGGAGUACGGGGAGCACAAUGGGAAUCUGUACGGCACCAGCAUCGAGUCUGUGAAGGACGUUUUAAACAGCAGAAAGAUCUGCGUCAUCGACAUCGAGCCAAACGUAAGUACAACAUCGAAUUAA
Molecule: messenger RNA, 3095 nt
Organism: Micropterus dolomieu (smallmouth bass)
Lineage: Eukaryota; Metazoa; Chordata; Actinopteri; Centrarchiformes; Centrarchidae
Product: MAGUK p55 subfamily member 4-like
Exons: 20
Coding region: 432-3095 (887 amino acids)
Cellular component (GO): plasma membrane; adherens junction
Molecular function (GO): protein binding
Source: RefSeq, a predicted model, not a curated record